AUGCAAGAUUCUAUAAGAUUCUGCGCUAUUCUACCUGACUAUGCAAUUCUAGAAUUUUAUGAAGUUCAAUUAUUUUUCAUGAAAUCUACUCUUUCUCUUGAUGAAAUUCUUAAAGAUGAAAUCUAUUGUCAAAUUGUUAAACAAUUGACUGAUAAUGGUAAUCAAGCAAGUGAAUCUCGUGGUUGGGAAUUAAUGUGGUUAGCAAGUGGAUGUUUUGCACCAAGUGCUGUUUUACUUAAAGAAGUUAAUCUAUUUCUACGAUCACGUAAACAUCAAUUAGCUGCUGAUUGUUUUGCACGUUUACAACGAAUAUUAAAAAAUGGUCAACGUAAACAUCCUCCACAUCAAGUUGAAGUUGAAGCCAUUCAACAUAUGACAACACAAAUUUAUCAUAAAGUCUACUUUCCAGAUGAUACAUCUGAAGCAUUUGAAGUUGAUUCAUCAACACGUGCAAAAGAUUUUUGUCGAAAUAUAGCUGAUAGACUUAAAUUACAAUCCAGUGAAGGUUUUAGUUUAUUUGUUAAAAUCCUUGAUAAAGUUAUUAGUGUACCAGAAGGAGAUUUUUUCUUUGAUUUUGUUCGACAUUUAACUGAAUGGAUUAAAAAAACAAAACAACGUGAAGAUCCACCAAAAUAUACUUAUCAAAUAUUUUUCAUGAGAAAAUUAUGGACAAAUGCUGUACCAGGAAAAGAUAGAAUGGCUGAUAUUAUAUUUCAUUAUCAUCAAGAACUUCCUAAAUUAAUUCGUGGUUAUCAUAAAUGUUCAAUCGAUGAAGCUGUUCAAUUAGCCGCUUGUAUAUAUCGUGUUCGAUUCGGUGAUAAUACAGCUCAAUUUGAAAAUAUUCAAUUAAAAGAUUUUCUUCCAUCUGAUCUUGUUGAUAAACUUCCAUAUGCUGAAUGGAAAAAGCGUAUUACGACAACUCAUGGACAAUCACGUAAUCUAUCAUCAGAAGAUGCUAAAAUAAAAUUUCUUAAAAUUGUUUAUCAAUGGGCAACAUUUGGUUCAGCAUUUUUUGAAGUGAAACAAACAUCUGAUCCAUCAUUUCCUGAACAGUUAUUAAUUGCAAUUAAUAAAAAUGGUGUUAAUUUAAUUCAUCCAAAAACAAAAGAUCUACUUAUUACAUAUCCAUUUACAAGUAUUUCAAAUUGGUCAAGUGGAAAUACUUAUUUUAAUAUGACUGUGGGUGAUAUUGUUCGCGGUACACGUUUAUUGUGUGAAUCACCAUUAGUAAGUUUUCUUUGUUCAAUUAAAAAAAAUUUUUUCAAAAUUGAAUGUGCGAAUUUAAGGGUUAUAAAAUGGAUGAUCUUCUUACAUCUUACAUUAGCUUAAUGGUUCAAACAAUGCAUCGUCAAUCGACAAAUGCAUCGAUUUCGCGACAAUAAAAAAUGUUUUGUUUUUUUCAUUUACUUUUAUUUUAUUUUAUUUUUCGUUUGUUGUUUGUUUUACUCUUGUUGUGCAUCUAAUUCGACGUUUUUUCUUUUUCAAUUUGAUGAUCAUAACUUAUAUAUACACUCUAUAUACAUUCUCAAUGACAAUGAUUCUGUUUUUGCUUGUUUUGUUUUUGUUUUUUUUUGUUUGCAUGACACAGUUUUACUUAUGUGUGUCAUAUGUAAGUGAAAAAAAAUUAUUAAUAGAUCAUCUUUUUUUUUUCACCAAGUAAUAACUUUCAAUCCACAUUUUAUUGGAAAACUCAGGUUAAUGUUAAUAUCGUAAUUUAUUCUUUUUUGUUAAACGCUUAAUCAAAUACGCUUUGAAAAAGAUAUUUGAAUUUUGCAAGGCCGAAAAGUCUCUAUUAAACAUUGAAGAACAAUCUUAAAAUCUACACUUUCUAUUUCUAAAAUGUCUCUAUAAUUUCUUCACUUUUCUGAUUUUUUCAUUUGAGAAGAAUAUUAUUUAGACUGUCUUUUAUGGAAUAUCAGUGUUUCAGUAUAUACUCCGUUUCAUGCCGUUUGUGAGUGUUUAAUUCAUAAAAAUAUACUGAGGAGUAGAAGAGUUGAACCACUUGAUAUGAUAUCCAACAGAAAAGUCAAAACCCGACAAAGUAUAAUGAAAAAAUUGUUAGAGCAAAAGAAAAAAGAAAGAAACAAAAAGAAAGAAAAAAAGAGCAAGAGAUAGAUAUACGGAGCAGUGUUAUCUCAACGGAGCCAUAAAAGAUAACAAAUAGAUCUCGAUAAUAUAUAGAGUGUUCAGGAAUUCACUAGACAAAGUAAAACUUGAAUAUCUUCAUUACCCAUCAACUAAAUAAGCCAAUUUUUGUUCUAAGAGUGGAGGAUAGACUGAAGCUUUUAUUCAUAAAGAACCAGCCUAUUCAUACACAUAAAACCCAUAGACUUCUGUUUACUAUACUACUACACAACACACAAACGUUUGUUGCUCAUGGCUAUAGUCUGAUAUUGUAGGAUAUUCUUUUAUUUAUUUAUCAAGCCAUAUAGCCGCUUGACACACGCACCCACACACUAAGCCCCAGACUUUAAUAUUUUUGAAAUAUACAUCAGCUACACUGCUUGAUAAAUAAAUAAAAGAAUAUCCUUCAAUAUCAGACUAUAGCCAUGAGCAAUAAAUAUUUGUGCGUUGGAUAGUAGUAUAGUAAACAGAAGUCUACGAGUUUUAUGUGUAUGAAUAGACUUUCUUUAUGAAUAAACACUUCAAUCUAUCCUCCACUCUCAGAACAAAAAUUGGCUCAUUUAGUUGAUGGAUGAUGAAGAUAUUCAAGUUUUACUUUGUCUAGUGAAUUUCUGGACACUAUAUAUAUACAUCAAAUAUCAAACGACAAAGAUAAGAAUCGAAGUGAAUAAUAAGAGUUACGACUACAAUGAAUAAGGUAGUACUGAAUAUUUUUUGUUUCAACGAAUAACAAUAAACGUCUAUUUUUAGGUUUUAUGUUCUGUUGCUGUACUUGUGACAACUAUUGCGUUAGGCAUAGGCGUUGUCAUCGUAGUUGGUCAUUUUGCAAUAAAUAAAAAGUAGACUCUUGUUACCUGGAAGUAUGAUCAUCUUACACGACAGGCAGAUCCAUAGAAUUACAAAUUGUCUAUUGAUUCUAUUCAAGCAGCCAAUACUGAAGAAAACGUCAGAUAAACUUAAUUACACUUUCAUUUCAACAAAAAUUAAAAUCUAAAAUUUAUAAUCAUCUUGAAAUCUCACUUCACAUCCACAUAUGACUGCUCUACCUGAAGAUUUAGCUAGUACUGAAUUCCUCGAACAAAAGUGGAAAAUGAUGAUCUUGAAGUUACCAAACCUAAAUACAAUGUUCUUCUCUCUUAUUCACAAGAUGAUAAUCCUAAUUGGUUAUCGUAACAAAAUAAUUUAUUCAUUAUUAUUCAGAGUCACUCUCAUAAGUGGUGAUCGAACUGUUAUCAUUCAAACAAAUGGUACUGAACAAGUCUACGAUCUAUCAGAAAACAAAAGUUCAUCGGUUUCUUGCUUUUACAUCUAAUGGUACUGUUUCUAGUGUAAGAGGAAGAUAAAUGUCAUCAAUGGAUUUAAUGUUCAAGAGAGAAUUAAUAUUUGUUAAAAUAGACAUUUUUAAUCGUUUUCGUUUUCUUUUUGUCAUAUAACUAUCAUAACGAAACGUUUUUUCAAAUCAGUAUUGCCAAUGAGAUUGUAGAAAAGCGAAAGAAGCAAUUUGUUACAGAAAUUACACUCAAAAAGUUUAUUUUAUUUAUGACUGUUAUUAUUAUUAACGCAUCUGAAUAUUAAAAAUAAAACACAAUCGUUUUCUGCACACCUAAGACAAUGAAAGGAGAUUAUUAUAUGUGCUUUUGUUCCAGUGUAACAGAGAUAGAAAAUAUUUUCUUUCUUAUUAUAAUGAUUUUAUUUUUAUUGAUCAGCAUUAUUCAGAUAUAUAUAACUUUCGCAAAAGUAGUACUUCCAUUUGUUGAAAGAAUUUAUAACAAAAUAUUUAUAAUAAAGGAAAAUAAUGAUGAAAAUUUUCUGGACGAACAAACGGCUCAGCAAUAUCAAGAUUUCUCAACAUAGCAAAAUUGAAACGGGUGGGUGUGGGUGCUCAAGUGCCCUUUAUCGAAUGGCAUAUGAACGAACAGUUUUCAUUGUUAUUGAAGCGCUUAAAAAAACGACUUUGGAGAUCCCCUACACAAAAAAUCACAUUUUGCAGCGCUUUCUUGUAGUAAAUGAGCUAUACUAUUAUAGUUAUUUCAUCUUCAAAAUAUGUUGUAUGGGUCAGGAAUGCAUCAUCCUAGUCACUUUGCAAGUGAUUUAAUUGGUAGCUAUGGAUGAAAAAAUAAAAACCACAAAGUAUCGAAAAAAUGUCGUAUUACAUUGUUGCGUGUUUUUCUGGAAAAUUUAUUUUUUUAGAGAAAAAUUGAAGUUUUCCCCCCUUUUCCCCUAGACGUUUCGACCGAUUGAUCUGAAAUUUUUUGUGUAACAACUAGGAUCGAAUUGGGGUGUAUGCAAGGGGGAAAAGGCGAUACUCCAUCUACUCCAAAAAAAAAUUUGGAGUAGAGCGGAGUACGACUGGAGUAGAGUGGAGUAUCACUGGAGUAGGGUGGAGUAUCACUGGAGUACGACUGGAGUAGAGUGGAGUAUCACUGGAGUACAAGUGGAGUAUAGGGAUGCAACGGUGACGAUCAUUCACCGCUUAACCGUCACCGUUUCACCGGUCCAAACUGAUAACCGUAGGUCCGGUUCCCGGUCUAACUAUGAUAACCGUCC
Messenger RNA from Rotaria sp. Silwood2, 4671 nucleotides. Lineage: Eukaryota; Metazoa; Rotifera; Eurotatoria; Philodinida; Philodinidae. The record is from the annotation of a GenBank genome assembly.